Messenger RNA from Miscanthus lutarioriparius, 1509 nucleotides. The record is from the annotation of a GenBank genome assembly. Lineage: Eukaryota; Viridiplantae; Streptophyta; Magnoliopsida; Poales; Poaceae.
AUGCCGUCCAGCUCCAGUCGCCGCCGCCCGCUGCGGCCGCUCGUACCUGGCCUCCUCCUGUUCCUCCUCGCCAUGGCGCCUCCACCGCCGGCUUCCGCGGUGGGUGUGAACUGGGGCUUCGCGUCCUCCCACUCGCUCCCGGCGGCGCAGGUCGUACGGGGCCUCCUCCUCCCCAACUCCGUUCCCCGCGUCCGCCUCGCCGCCGCCUCCUCCGACGCGCUCGCGGUGCUUGCAGGCACCGGCAUCGCCGUCAGCGUUGGGGUCCCUGACGCGCUGCUCCGGCCCCUCGCCUCCUCCACCAAGGCCGCCACCGCCUGGGUCCACAACAAUGUCACCCGUUACUCCUCCAGCGUGCGGUUCGAGUAUAUUGUUGUUGGGGAUGAGCCCUUUCUUCUACGUCAUGGACAGAAUUUUCAUCCUUUUGUAGUUCGUGCAGCAGAAAAUGUUCAACAAGCAUUAGUCCAUGCAAAAUUGUCUGGCAAGAUGAAGGUGGUAGUACCUUGUAGUGCUGACACAUUCCAGAAUGCAUCUACCCUGCCCUCGAAAGCUAGCUUCAGAUCUGAUGUUAACAAGACCAUGGCAGAUCUCCUCUCAUUUCUUGCCAACAGCAGUUCUCCAUUUAUGGUCGAGCUGGAUCCAUUUUUUAGCUUUCAACACAACAAAAAUAUGUCAUUGGACUAUUACCUUUUCCAACUAAUGUCUCAUCCUGUAAAAGAUGGUCAAAACAAGUAUGACAACUACGUUGAUGCAAGCAUAGAUGCUCUGGUUACUUCUCUAACCAAAGCUGGCUUCAGUGACAUGGACAUCAUUGUUGGGAGAGCAGGAUGGCCAACAGAUGGAGCUGUGAAUGCAACUCCUGCUAUUGCUCAGUCGUUCAUGACUGGCCUAGUCAACCACCUGGCCAAAAAGUCUGGGACUCCACUUCGCCCAAAAGUCCCUCCAAUUGAGAUGUAUCUCUUCAGCCUUUUAGAUGAAGAUCAACGGAGUAUAGCUAGUGGAGGUUAUGAAAGGCACCAUGGCAUUUUUACCUUUGAUGGCCAGGCAAAGUACUAUGCCAACAUAGGUCAAGGUCCUAAAUCACUCAAGAAUACCCCUGAUGUCAAUUACCUUCUAUCAAAAUGGUGUGUGGUAGACAACAAUAAGGAUUUGUCCAAUGUUUCUUCUAGUUUCUCGUCAGCUUGCUCCAAUGGCGACUGCACUUCUCUGUUACCUGGUGGCUCCUGCUCAGGUCUUGCCUGGCCUGGUAAUGUGUCAUAUGCGUUCAACAACUACUACCAGCAGCAUGAUCAGAGUGAGGAUAGUUGCUACUUCAAUGGCCUAGAUACAUUCUUGGUUUCACUACAUCUUAGAAAGUCCAAUCAACAGAAGGUGAAAACUGCACAUGUUGUUGCACACUUUCAGAUUUGUGAAGGAAACGAUUGGGCUAUUGUUGUGCCUCUGUGCCUCUUCGUGAGGUCUGAAAUGGCUGCGCGGCAGAUACUAAUGGCCAUGAAAGAGGAUGGAAAAUAA